Molecule: messenger RNA, 580 nt
Organism: Meleagris gallopavo (turkey)
Lineage: Eukaryota; Metazoa; Chordata; Aves; Galliformes; Phasianidae
Source: RefSeq, a predicted model, not a curated record
CCCUGGAUGAGCGGCCCCCAACGAGCCCCAAGUUGAUGAGAUGCCCCCUGAAAAACCACCACUGGACGAGCAGCCCCUCGAAGAGCAGCGCCCCGGAAAGCCCCCUCUGGAUGAGCAGCCCCCCAUUGAGCUGCUGUCUGAAAAGGAAUUACUUGAUGAGCAGCCCCCCGAGGAGCUGCCCUCCGAAAAGCCACUGCUGGAUGAGUUGCCCCUCGCUGAGCAGCCCCCUGAUGAGCCACCCCCCAGCGAGCAGCACCUUGAUGAACUGCCUGCUAAUGAAGCACCCCUUGAUGAGCUGCUGCUCAAGGAGCCGCCCGUCAGCGAGCUGCCACCCCCUGAAGAGCUGCACCCUGAAGAUCUGCUCCCCUGCAAGCUGCCUGCUGAGGAGGACCCCAAACCGCCAGGUCUCCUCCCUGAGGUGGCUGUGGCAGAGGAAGCCCCUGAGCUGGCCCCAGAGGUGCCCCCUGAAGAGGAGAUGGAGCUGGAGCCAGAGCCAUUGCUGCCCCCCGAGAUGGCACUAUCUCUGCGCCGUCUCGCCCGCCCGCCCUCCAGACCCCUCGCCUCACACCACAGAGGAUGA